Myotis daubentonii (Daubenton's bat) is the source of this 2050-nucleotide messenger RNA. RefSeq names its product autoimmune regulator (gene AIRE). The record is from RefSeq and is a predicted model, not a curated record. Gene Ontology annotation, biological process: humoral immune response; regulation of transcription by RNA polymerase II. Lineage: Eukaryota; Metazoa; Chordata; Mammalia; Chiroptera; Vespertilionidae. Gene Ontology annotation, cellular component: cytoplasm; nucleus. Gene Ontology annotation, molecular function: DNA binding; translation regulator activity; DNA-binding transcription factor activity, RNA polymerase II-specific.
GGUGUCCGGCGAGGCUGGGAGAGCGGGAGGCAGACACGGCUCAGACGUCCCACCAGCCCGGCGGCACCCCGUGGCCGCGGGACCCCAGACGGGGAGAGGGGGCCCCCAGGCCUGCGCGCCCGGACGACCGGAUGGCAGGCGAGGCCCGCGGCGGCGGGGACGCGGCGCUGCGCCGCCUCCUGAGGCUGCACCGCACCGAGAUCGCCGUGGCCGUGGACAGCGCCUUCCCGCUGCUGCACGCGCUGGCCGACCACGACGUGGUCCCCGAGGACAAGUUCCAGGAGACGCUGCGCCUGAAGGAGAAGGAGGGCUGCCCGCAGGCCUUCCACGCGCUCCUCUCCUGGCUCCUGACCCAAGACUCCGCCGCCAUCCUGGACUUCUGGAGGGUCCUCUUCAAGGACUACAACCUGGAGAGAUACGCCCGGCUGCAGCCCGUCCUGGACAGCUUCCCCAAAGAUGUGGACCUCAGCCAGCCCCGGAAAGGGAGGAAGCCCCCGGCCGGCCCCAAGGCCCCAGCACCGCUGCCCAGACCCCCCACCAAGAGGAAGGCCCUGGAGGAGCCUCGGGCCGCCCCGCCAGCAGCCCUGUCCCCCAGGCGCACCUCCAGCCCAGGCUCCCAGGUGAAGGCCAAGCACGUGAAGAAGCAGGAGAGCACCUCAGAGCCGCAGUGCCUCCCGCUGGGCAAUGGAAUUCAGACUAUGUCCGCUUCGGUCCAGAGAGCCGUGGCUGUGUCGUCUGGGGAUGUCCCAGGAGCCUGCGGGGCUGUGGAGGGGAUCCUCAUCCAGCAGGUGUUUGAGUCAGGUGGCACCCAGAAGUGCAUCCAGGUUGGUGGUGUUUACACUCCCAGCAAGUUUGAAGACCCCGGUGGGGGGAAGAGCAAAGCCCGCAGCGGCAGCAGCCUGAAGACCCUGGUCCGAGCAAAGGGUCCCCAGGUUGCAGCCCCUGCUGCAGAGGACCCUCGAGCAGGCCAGCAAGACAGGGUCCCGGCCCCCCUCCCCCUCCCCCUCCCCAGCGAGCCCCAGCUCCACCAGAAGAACGAGGAUGAGUGUGCCGUGUGCCGGGACGGCGGGGAGCUCAUCUGCUGUGACGGCUGCCCCCGCGCCUUCCACCUGGCCUGCCUGUCCCCACCGCUCCAGGAGAUCCCCAGUGGUACUUGGAGGUGCUCCAGCUGCCUCCAGGGAAGAGCCCAGCCAGACCUGCCUGGGGCCAAGGAGCCACCUGCGGAGACCCCGGUCAUCCUGGGACUGCGGUCCUCGGGAGAGGAGGUGAAGGGCCCGCUCAGGGAGCUCCCCGCUGGUAUGGACACCGCUGUCGCCUACAAGCACCUGCUGAACCCACCUUCAGGGGCCCCCCUGCCCAUCCUGGACCCCUCCACCCUCCGCCCCCUACUCAGUGUGGGCCCUGAGGGGCAGCAGGGCCCGGCGUCCGGCGCGCGGUGCGGAGUGUGCGGGGACGGCACGGACGCGCUGCGGUGCGCGCACUGCGCCGCCGCCUUCCACUGGCGCUGCCACUUCCCCGCCGGCGCCCGGCCAGGAGCCGUCCUGCGCUGCAGGUCCUGCUCCGGAGACCCCGGCCCGGCCCCCGGGGAGGCGGCGCCCGCCCCGAGCCCUGCCCGCCCGGCUCCCGGGGCGGCCAAGGCAGGGGAUGAUUCUACUGGUCACGAGCCCGUUCUGCACAGGGAUGACCUGGAGUCCCUCCUGAGCGAGCACUCCUUCGAUGGCAUCCUGCAGUGGGCCAUCCAGAGCAUGUCCCGCCCGCUGGCUGAGGUGCCCACCUUCCCCUCGUGAUCCAGAGGCCCAAGCCUAGAAGCAUGGAGGGGCAGGGGCCAAGCGAGAUCAGAUCCUCCCAUCCCUGUGAGUGCCCACUUGGUUGUGCUCACAGUGACUGUGCUCUGAGAGGGACGGAGGGACAAGCUCCCUCGCCCUGGAGCUGUCCAGGUUGGAGCCAAGAGGAGCUGACAAGUUCCAAGUAUUGUCAAUGCCGCUUGUAAACACAACCCGUCUUUGUAAAACACAAGCCAUCAUGUGCCCUAAAAUUAAAGUCACGUCUG